GUUGUCUCAUAUUCAUAUUUCUUGUUUCACACAGACACUCACUACACUCUGCCUCAUCAACAAUCAAAUCGGCGACAAAGGAGCCCAAUAUCUAGGUGAAGCAUUAAACAAGAACACGGUGAGAGAAGUAGUCUCUUCAUUGUCUCAUAAUGAUGUUUCUUGUUUCAUACAGACACUCACGGAACUCCAGCUUGAUAGCAAUCAAGUCGGUGACAAAGGUGCACAAUAUCUAGAUGCUGCAUUACAUAAGAACACAACACUCACUACACUCUGGCUCAAUAAUAAUAAAAUCGGCGACAAAGGUGCACAAUAUCUAGUGUGUUAUCAGUCAGUAAACAAUCCAGCUGAGCGCUUUCGAUCACGUUUGUCGGAUGUCAUGUCGGAAACAUAUCUAUUUGAUGAACAAAAACUAACAAAAGUAUUUAGAAAUAUGAAUAUUUCUGGAGAAAUUGGCUAUAUUCAGCAAUAG
This is a messenger RNA of Didymodactylos carnosus, 469 nucleotides long. NCBI's taxonomy places the organism in Eukaryota, Metazoa, Rotifera, Eurotatoria, Philodinida, Philodinidae. The record is from the annotation of a GenBank genome assembly.